GUCCCGGUAGGAUGGUGCAGAAAGCGGUGAACGGCGGCGGGGUCUACCCGGACCAGGCCGGGGGGGAGAAAUCUAGGCACAAAGUGGGCUUCGUCGGUCUGGACCCAGGGGCUCCGGAGUCGAACCGGGACGGAGCGCUGCUCAUCGAGGACGCGAAGAGGGGUAGCAUCCUCUCCAGACCACGGGCCAGCGUCUCCGGGGGGAGACCCAGACCCAGGCCGUCCAAGAAGAACGCCAGCUAUCGGAAACUCCAGAAUUUCUUGUACCAAGCGCUGGAGAGACCGCGGGGAUGGGCCUUCAUCUACCACGCUUAUGUCUUCCUCUUGGUCUUUUCCUGCCUUAUACUGUCCGUCUUUGCCACCAUCAGAGACUUCAAAAAUAGCUCAGAGAGUGCCUUGUACAUCCUGGAACUUGUGACCAUCGUGGUGUUUGGGGUGGAGUAUAUCGUCAGGAUCUGGGCCGCAGGAUGCUGCUGUCGCUACCGCGGCUGGAGAGGGAGGCUCAAGUUCGCCAGGAAGCCCUUUUGUGUGAUCGACAUCAUGGUGCUGAUCGCCUCCGUGUCAGUGCUGGCGGCCGGUUCCCAAGGCAACGUGUUCGCCACCUCCGCCAUCCGAAGUCUCCGAUUCCUGCAGAUCCUUCGGAUGCUGCGUAUGGACCGGCGCGGAGGCACCUGGAAGCUGCUGGGGUCCGUGGUCUACGCUCACAGCAAGGAGCUCAUUACCGCCUGGUACAUCGGCUUCCUGUGUCUCAUCCUGGCAUCUUUCCUGGUCUACUCAGUGGAAAAGGAAUCCAAUGAUGAAUUCGAGACCUAUGCUGACGCCCUUUGGUGGGGACUGAUCACGCUGACCACCAUCGGCUACGGGGACAAAGUACCCAAGACCUGGAACGGCCGCCUGCUGGCCGCCACCUUCAGCAUGAUCGGCGUGGCGUUCUUCGCCCUCCCCGCGGGUAUCCUUGGCUCUGGCUUUGCCCUGAAGGUCCAGGAGCAGCACAGGCAGAAGCACUUUGAGAAGAGACGCGACCCUGCGGCGGGCCUCAUACAGGCCUCCUGGAGAUUUUACUCCACCAACCUCUCCAGAACGGACCUCCUCUGCACCUGGGAGUUCUUUGAGCAGACCGUAGCCGUGCCAAUGUACAGGUGA
Molecule: messenger RNA, 1142 nt
Organism: Gadus chalcogrammus (walleye pollock)
Lineage: Eukaryota; Metazoa; Chordata; Actinopteri; Gadiformes; Gadidae
Gene: kcnq2a
Product: potassium voltage-gated channel, KQT-like subfamily, member 2a
Exons: 8
Coding region: 12-1142 (376 amino acids)
Biological process (GO): potassium ion transport; transmembrane transport
Cellular component (GO): membrane
Molecular function (GO): voltage-gated potassium channel activity
Source: RefSeq, a predicted model, not a curated record